This is a messenger RNA of Cebus imitator (Panamanian white-faced capuchin), 1935 nucleotides long. Its product is annotated as olfactory receptor 2G3-like. Gene Ontology annotation, cellular component: membrane. The transcript is spliced from 2 exons. NCBI's taxonomy places the organism in Eukaryota, Metazoa, Chordata, Mammalia, Primates, Cebidae. Gene Ontology annotation, biological process: G protein-coupled receptor signaling pathway. Bases 125 to 1060 code for a protein of 311 amino acids. Gene Ontology annotation, molecular function: G protein-coupled receptor activity; olfactory receptor activity. The record is from RefSeq and is a predicted model, not a curated record.
CUUAAAAAUUCUCAUGAAAUUGAUUCUAUCAUGAUUCUCAUUUUAUGCAUAAUGAGAUCCUCCCAAAUUCCACAGUAUGGAAACGGUGAGUUAAUGGUUCUGUGAGAGGAAGGUGCCUUGAGAGAUGGAGUCAAUAAACACAAACUUCACUGUCACUGAAUUUGUCUUCCUGGGCUUGUCCCCCGAACCAAAGAUGCAGCUGAUUCUUUUUAUUAUGUUCUUGUUCUUCUAUUUAUUAACGGUGGCUGGAAAUGUUAUAAUCAUCACUAUCAUCCAGAUGGGACCUCGUCUCCAAACCCCCAUGUACUUUUUCCUCACCAAUUUAUCUUUUCUGGACAUUUGCUACACAUCCACCAAUGUUCCACAAAUGCUGUCCAACAUGGUGGGGAAAAAGAACACCAUCCCAUUCUCUAGCUGUGCUACUCAGAUGUACUUCUCCCUCUCCUUUGGAAUGAUUGAGUGUAUCCUCCUUGGUAUCAUGGCUUAUGACAGAUAUGUAGCCAUUUGCCAUCCUCUGCAUUAUGCUUUCAUUAUGGAACAAAACACCUGCAUUCGACUGGCAGUCAUUUCUUGGUCCAGUAGCUUUCUGAGUUCCAUGGUUAUCAAUGUUCUUACUUUGAGUUUGCCCUACUGUGGGCCUAACAUCCUGAAUCACUUUUUCUGUGAGGUACCUUCUGUCCUGAGGCUGGCUUGCACUGACACCUCAUUCACGGAGCUGGUUGUUUUUAUCUUCAGUAUCAUCAUUGUCUUCAUCCCUUUCCUCUUCAUUUUUAUUUCCGACAUCCGGAUCCUUCAAUCUGUUCUCAGGAUGCGGUCAGCCUCUGGGCGGUAUAAGGCAUUAUCCACCUGUACCUCCCAUUUGACAGUGGUGACUUUAUUUUAUGGGACUGCCAUCUUCAUGUACAUGAGACCCCGGUCAAAGUCCUCCUGGGCUGGGGGCAAGAUCAUUGCAGUUUUCUACACAGUGCUCACACCCAUGCUCAACCCCUUGAUUUACAGCCUGAGGAACCAAGAUGUGAAAGGAGCUUUAAGGAGAGCUAUUUCAAAGCAGAGGAUGUGACAGCUGGUAAAGAGACACCAACCUUCACUCUUAAUCUAAGAUAAUUACCUUCUGAAAGUGAGAAAGUAAAAAAUAGCUCGGAGAGCCAACAUCUGCCCAGUAGUCAUUUAUGAAGGGUACAUAAAUUCAGGUGCAAACUCAGCAGCAAAAAAUAUUUCCUCCAAGCACAUGGCAGGGCUUUCAUGUGACCAAACGACUCCCUUCAUUGAGCUACUGCUAUUACGUUACUCACUAAAAAAUAAAUAAAAUAAAUCACUUGUUUCUUUAAAAUCACAGACUAUCUGAAAUUAUUUUUUUGAAAUUAGUGAGGUAAAAUAUUUUUCUCUCUUCUGGAGAAUCUAAGUCAUUUUGAUACAGAAGAGAAAUCUCAAUUUCCAACUCAGGUGCAGAAAUUCAGAUUAAUGGUUUUCUAAUGCAACAGUCCACAUCUGUGUUAAUUUUGUAGUUUCCAGGGAAACAGAACCCUGCAUCUACUUUUUUUGUUUGGACUUCUCAUUGUUCCCUUUACCUAUCCUGCUUUGUAAUAUUUUAUCAAAAUAUUGCUUCAUUUAAAUUUCACCUAAACUCCUUUCUUCCCACAAAUUCAGUGAUAGCUCUAGUUCUUCCUAUGUUUGAAGAAAUACUCCAUGGUUUCCCUGACGUGUGUUCCCUCUCUUUGCAAUGUGUCAGAAAAAUCUUAAUUUGUCUAUGUAUAAGUUUGUUCCUGGUGACCUUAGACUAAUUGUGUGUACAGGUGGAGGAGGGUGAUCAGAAGCAGAAGAUUUGGUCAAGUGUUAAUUAAUAUAUUAAAGGAUUCAUUUACUCAUUGAUAGCUUAUUAUUUCAUUACUAUGUAAUAUAAUGUUAAACAAAACAGAAAUGUAUCUUGUUCUUAAG